UUUCCGGAAGACUCUUCUAGCCCCCCCUCAAAUGAACCCCCACCUCACUCCCAGGGGCACCAUCCACCAACACAGAAAAUGGUCAAGAAGUCCCUCGUUGCUGGGCUGGUGGUCUUACUGGUGGCUGCAGUGGGGUUUUUCUUGGGCGUUUUUUUGGGGGUGGGGAACAAACGGCCGACCGGCCCCUCGGACCAUUUCUACUCCAAGGCAGCAGUGGCCGCAGACGCGGGGAAGUGCUCGGAGAUCGGGAGGGACAUCCUGAAGCGUAACGGCUCAGCGGUGGAUGCCUCGAUCGCUGCCCUGCUCUGUGUGGGACUUCUUAAUGCACACAGCAUGGGAAUCGGAGGUGGGCUCUUCUUCACCAUCUACAAUGCAUCUACGGGAAAGGUGGAGACCAUUGAUGCAAGGGAGACUGCACCCAUGAAUGCAACAGAGGACAUGUUCGGUAACAACACCCAGCUGUCUCGUAAAGGUGGACUUUCCAUCGCCAUACCUGGAGAGAUCCGGGGCUAUGAGAUGGCCCACCGGCGGCAUGGGCGGCUGCCCUGGCGGGAACUGUUUGAGCCCAGCAUCAUGUUGGCACGUUACGGCUUCCCUGUGGGCAAAGCCCUGGCCAACGCCAUCGCCAAGAACGGGGAAUCCAUUCAGAGUGAUGUGGCCUUGUGUGAAGUGUUUUGUGACUCACAACAAAACCUCCUGAAGGAAAAUGAUAUCAUAAAAUUUCCCAAGCUCGCCGACUCCUAUGAAAGGAUAGCUGAAGAGGGUCCUGAUGUCUUCUACAAUGGCUCCAUGGCUCAGAGCAUAGUGGACGACAUUCAGGCAGCAGGUGGGAUCAUCACCCUGGAGGAUCUGCUGGAGUACCAGCCCGUGCUGAACGAGAGUCCCCUGAGGCUGAGCGUGGGCGAGUACACCAUGCAUGUCCCUGACGCGCCCUCCAGCGGCCCUGUGCUGGCCCUCAUACUCAACAUCGUAGACGGUUACAACUUCUCAGAUACAAGUGUCUCCACAUCUGAGAAAAAGACUCUGACCUACCACCGCAUUGUGGAAGCUUUCCGCUUUGCCUAUGCUAAAAGAAGCAGGCUUGGAGAUCCACGCUACCUCAAUAUCACUGAUCUUAUCCAUAACAUGACCUCAGACUACUUUGCAGACGGGAUCAGGAGCAAAAUCACAGACGACACCACUCACCCCGACAGCUACUAUGAGCCUGAGUACUUUGUCCCCGACAACCAUGGGACAGCACACCUCUCAGUUAUAGCUGAAGAUGGCAGUGCAGUAGCUGCCACCAGCACCAUCAACCUAUACUUUGGCUCCAAGGUUAUGUCCAGGUCGACUGGCAUCAUCUUCAACGAUGAGAUGGAUGACUUCAGCUCCCCGCAUAUGACCAAUGGCUUUGGUGUCCCUCCCUCUCCCAGUAACUUCAUUCAGCCAGGCAAAAGGCCUCUGUCUUCAAUGUGUCCCACAAUCAUCUUUGACAAACACAACAAGGUCAAAAUGGUGGUCGGAGCCUCUGGUGGGACAAAGAUCACAACAGCAACUGCCCUGGUAAUUCUGAAUUCUUUGUUUUUUAACUAUGACCUGAAAAAAGCUGUUACAGAGCCGAGAGUUCAUAACCAACUCAACCCAAACAUGACAGUGGUGGAACAGAACUUUGAGAAGAGUGUUCUUGAUGGACUGGCCCAGAAGAACCAUGUGACCGAGCUGCUCAGGACCCCAGGGGCAGUGGUCCAAGCCGUGGUGCGCCAGGGAGACCGGAUCUGUGCAGAGUCCGACCCCAGGAAAGGUGGCUAUCCGGCCGGCUACUGAUCCUUUUCCCCGCUUCUCGUCACUUUUUUUUUUUUUUUUUUUUUUUUUUAAACAUCUCACUCGGCCUAGCCUUGCACCUCAGAGAAGAGAACAAUAUCUCAAAUGGAAUUUGGGCCAGGGAUGACAUUUCCAAACACCUUCAGAGGAGGAUGAUGAAUCAGCCUUUUUAAACUCUGCAUCUGCAAGUCUCCUCAUCAUUUGAAUCCAAUUUGUUUGGCUCCUAAUGUUAGGAAAUCAGCAAUGGCCUUUGCAGGAACCAGUUGUUCUUCUCUGUAUUUAUUUUUUAAUUUAUUUUGUAUUUAUUUUAUUUCAUUCCUCCUAUAUUGAUAAAUAUUUAUCAAUAAUUUUAUUGACAUUUAUUUAAUACUUUGUGUUUGGAAAAGAAGUGAAGUACUGGACGAAAUGAGAGUGGUGUAGUGCGCGUCCUCUGUGACUGACGUGUUUGGGAGACCCUUAUUUGUCUGUGUUGAGCACCGUGACCAUAGACAUAGAAUCACGAUUCUAUCUCUAUAAAUGUGACCCCAACCCUCUGCAAGCCCUUGCUACAUCGCACAAGAUAAGCAGCAGAUCACCGUGGAACAACACACAUACAUUUAGUGUACACAAGCAAGAACAGAGAAAACAGAACAAAGAUGUUGCUGCAGAACUUUCAAAAUGAUUUUAAUUAAUUUUGAACUAUGUAUCACUCAACUCCAAAGUUACAUGUUAAAUAAGUGAUUUACUGUAAACUGUUUGCACAGGUUAUGUUCAAAAGAGGGCUCUUCACUGUUUUUUGAAUACAUAGAUCAUUUUUGUACAGAUUAUGGGAUUUAAAUGAAAACAAAUGCAACUUUUCUGUUUUGAGUUUGAAUUUCUUCUCACUUGGACACCUCAAGCCCCUAGUUACACUUGCAAAAUCUACCGGACCUCUGCUACAUCAUUUCAUUUGGCUUGAAAACGGGACCACAAACCACAGUUGCCUAAUCUACCAAAGCUAAUACAGAAUGCUGCAGAGGCCAAAUCUGCAAAACUAAAAUCACAGGAAAAGUGUAGAAUCCUGAC
Messenger RNA from Sardina pilchardus (European sardine), 2844 nucleotides. RefSeq names its product gamma-glutamyltransferase 1a (gene ggt1a). Lineage: Eukaryota; Metazoa; Chordata; Actinopteri; Clupeiformes; Clupeidae. Gene Ontology annotation, biological process: regulation of inflammatory response; glutathione catabolic process; peptide modification. Gene Ontology annotation, molecular function: glutathione gamma-glutamate hydrolase. Gene Ontology annotation, cellular component: plasma membrane. The record is from RefSeq and is a predicted model, not a curated record. The transcript has 13 exons. The coding region runs from base 79 to 1803 and encodes 574 amino acids.